Molecule: messenger RNA, 519 nt
Organism: Ilex paraguariensis (yerba mate)
Lineage: Eukaryota; Viridiplantae; Streptophyta; Magnoliopsida; Aquifoliales; Aquifoliaceae
Source: the annotation of a GenBank genome assembly
AUGGAGACCUACUCUCGUAGAUGGUAUCAUUUAUCUCGAGGCGAGAAAAUUGUUGUGGACAUGAUCUUUACCCAAUCUGGGUUCAAGAAGAGAUACAAUUUUCUUUGUGAGAAUAAUCUUCCUACUGAGAAGAGGUACUUAAGGAAAUUCAGAAAGUACAGCGAACUAAGGAAAUUGAUGAAGAAAUCAAAUGACUCAGAAGCUAUUAACGGACUGAAAGAUCAGAUAGCUUGGAUUGACAAACAACUGAAGUCUGCAUCAACAAAACGUACUGACAGAGAGAUACUAGCUGUGCACAAGAAAGAGAGAGAUGCAGCAAAGCAAGGGAAACAACCAUUCUAUUUGAAGAAAUGUAGUGCUCUCUCUGAAAUCCGGAAGCAAAAGCUUAUAGAGAAAUACAAUGAACUCAAGACUUCCUAUCUCAACAAUGGCGGUAAAGACAUGCCCUCUUUGAGUGAGACCCUUUUCUUCGGGGUGGCAUGCUGUGAAGUGGGGAUUACAGAGUUCCCCUCCCCCUGA